ACCCCGGCCGAAACUUUCCCUGCUCGGGCAGCUGGCGCGGCGCGGAGCCUGGGCCGGCCGGCGGCGUGGCUGGCUGGCCAGGGGCGCCCGGGCAGCGUGCGGGAGGCGGCAGCCGGGGCGGCUGUGCCAUGCGGGGCUCCCCUCGGGCAGCGGCGGCGGCGGCGGGGCGGGCGGGCGGCAGCGGCCCCUGCAGCCGGGGGGGCGGCGGCGGGCUGACACGAUGCGGCCGGGGCUGGGCGCGGGCAGGCGGCAUGGCCCCCCCGCCUAAGGGCCCCCCCGCCCGCAAGCUGCUCUGCAUGUGCAGCCUCUCGCUCUGCCUCACCUACGCCUGCUACAGCCUCAUGGGCGGCCCCGGCACCCUCCGCUCCCCGCUGGCCGCCCAGGGCUCCCCCAGCCCCGCCGCCCCGCCGCCCAGCCCCGCCGCCCCCCGCCGGCCCGGCCGCCCCCCGCGCAGCCCCCGACCUCCUCGCCGCCGCCGCCGCCGCCGCCGCCGGGCUCCCAAGCAGCAGCAGAGCAGAAGCCGUGUCGGCGGCGGCUCGGAGCAGCUCUGCCGCCGCCACCGCGCAGGCAGCCGCCAUCAGCCCUCCGGCCGCCGCGCCACCGUUCCCGGGCGAGCGGCCGAAAGCCCCGGCGGCGGCAACGCCAGCACCUCCGCCCCCGCCGACCAGCUGGCGGACGCCACGGCCACGCCGGCCUGUGGCGAGAAGCGGCUGCCGCAGGCGCUGAUCAUCGGGGUGAAGAAGGGGGGCACCCGCGCCCUGCUGGAGGCGCUCCGGGCGCACCCCGACGUCCGCGCCGUGGGCACCGAGCCCCACUUCUUCGACCGCAACUACGGCCACGGCCUCGACUGGUACAGGGAGCUGAUGCCGCGGACCCUGGAAGGCCAGCUCACCAUGGAGAAGACGCCCAGCUACUUCGUGACCGGCGAGGCGGCCGGCCGGAUCCACGCCAUGGCCAAGGACACCAAGCUGAUCGUGGUGGUUCGGGACCCGGUGACGCGGGCGAUCUCCGACUACACGCAGACGCUCUCCAAGAAGCCCGAGAUCCCCACCUUCGAGGUGCUGGCCUUCAAGAACCGGACUCUGGGGCUGAUCGACGCCUCCUGGAGCGCCCUCCGCAUCGGCCUCUACGCGCUGCACCUGGAGAGCUGGCUCCAGUACUUCCCGCUGGCCCAGAUGCACUUCGUCAGCGGGGAGCGGCUCAUCUCGGACCCGGCGGGGGAGCUGGCCAAGGUGCAGGCCUUCCUGGGCCUGCGGAGGGUGGUGACCGAGAAGUACUUCCAUUUCAACCAGACCAAGGGCUUCCCUUGCCUCAAGAAGCCGGAGGAGAGCGGCGCGCCCCGCUGCCUCGGCAAGUCCAAGGGCCGGACUCACCCCGUCAUCGACCGGGACGUCAUUCAGAGGCUGCGCAAGUUUUAUAAGCCCUUUAAUGUCAUGUUUUACCAAAUGACGGGCCAGGAUUUCCAGUGGGAGCAGCAGCAGGCAGGGAUGUGAGGCAGCAGCCACAGCAAACGAAGCCGGGUUUUCUCCAGAGAUCCACCUGUAGUGACGAGAGCCUGACCUGAUUUCCAAGGGCCAACUGCCCCCUCCCCAGCGUUGGGGAUGAGUGCUCAGCGGACUGAAGAGGCAGCCAGGGCUUCAGGGGAGUCCUUUGGGCCCUGAUUCCUCCCACUUUCUGAGACCAGGAGGGUGCCCCGAGAGCCCCAGCUCUGCCCUGAAGACAUCUCUGUUGUUUGGAGAGAAGUGGGGGGCUGGGUGUCCUUGCUCCCCAGCUGGGGAAGAAGAGCCAUUUCACACGUCCUGCAUCCUGUGCCAUGUCUUCAGAUGUUUAUUUUUGCUAUGGUUGAGCCGCUGAGCAGACAGAGGAGAUCGUCCUGUUCUCGGGGAGCCCGUUCUGGAAAGUGGCAUCCCAUUGGGAGAGGCUGCCCUGGGGUGUAAUGGUUGGUGUGGCCCUUCCCAACAGAGGAGGGGGCAAUUCCGCUGCACGAAAUGCUGCCGGUUUCCUGUUUUCUGGACGGCUGGUGCGUUUCCUCUGCCAGCCUCGCCUUUUGCUGUGCAAGAAGACCGUCUGUCUUCUGAGGAAGCCACCAGCUCAGGAAACGUUCCUUUUUUCUUCCUUUUUUUCUGUUUUGUCUUCCCUGUUUAAAUGUCAGCCUCCCUGGCACAGAGAGAUUGAAUUUUCUAUUUGAUUUCAAUUAGCAAGGCAUAAAUUAUACUUAAUUUUCUGCUCCCAGAGACGGGAUGAGUCAUUGUCCCAGAAAGCUGGCAAUGUUAUAGUUCAGCCAUUGACAAUGGAAGGAUUCAUUGCCUGGAAGGGAAAUUGCCUCUCUGCCUCCUCCUCCCCUGCCCCCCCCUCCUCUGAGUCUCCACCAUCUACCUGAACGAUACGGACAUGCAAAGCCUCCACCUGGAGCUAAACUCACCCCACAAUAAAAUCUUGCAACAGCA
Pantherophis guttatus is the source of this 2447-nucleotide messenger RNA. RefSeq names its product heparan sulfate glucosamine 3-O-sulfotransferase 4-like. The record is from RefSeq and is a predicted model, not a curated record. Gene Ontology annotation, molecular function: [heparan sulfate]-glucosamine 3-sulfotransferase activity. Lineage: Eukaryota; Metazoa; Chordata; Lepidosauria; Squamata; Colubridae.